AUGCAAGGGAGGCAGGGGAUUGUGGAAUGGUGGAUGGAAAAAGACAAGAAAAAGAUGAAAGAAGAUGAAAGCCGAGAUAAAAUGUCUUGGGUCUUGAAAACCAUCGCCCAGGUUGCCGCUGGUAUCGCUAUCAGUCAAGAAAGACUCACUGAAGCGACGAUCGGGGCUACGCAAGAAGUGGCUGUCCAGUAUCUCAUAGAACUCCACAGGGGCAUCGGCCAAAGAGUCGGCACUGAACAGGAACCUAGGCAUGCGGUCAAACUCGUCCUGCUCGUCGGCAUCCGCACCAUCCUCGUCGCCCAAGAGUCAGAGAAAGAAUACAUUAGGAAGAAGCCAGCGACGCCAGUAGGUGAGUGA
Messenger RNA from Cryptococcus amylolentus CBS 6039, 357 nucleotides. RefSeq lists its product as hypothetical. The record is from RefSeq and is a predicted model, not a curated record. Bases 1 to 357 code for a protein of 118 amino acids. The transcript is spliced from 2 exons. NCBI's taxonomy places the organism in Eukaryota, Fungi, Basidiomycota, Tremellomycetes, Tremellales, Cryptococcaceae.